Messenger RNA from Sclerotinia trifoliorum, 6264 nucleotides. Lineage: Eukaryota; Fungi; Ascomycota; Leotiomycetes; Helotiales; Sclerotiniaceae. The record is from the annotation of a GenBank genome assembly.
UUUGAUAAGGAGAAGAGGAAAAUAAUUCAUAUUAUCUUUUUCUUUUUCUAAUAAGCUAGAAAGGCUCUGUGUACGUACUAUCUGAGAGAGUAUGACGACGACGUAUAUGGCUGAGACGGAUUUGUUGACAACGUUUUGGAAACCUAGCUUGCGCCAAUCUCGGACUUUCAGCUAGCCUUCCCUCACGGACUCGGGUAUGUAGCCGAUAAAGAUUCAUUUUAAUUCAAUGCUUCAGCUGAGAUAUCGAAAGCAAAGUUCUCCGUCGUAUAAGUUCCCCACCAUCCUUCUGCAUUUCCUACAAUUCAGUCAUUCCCCAUCCUUCUUUUCAGCCAACAAUUCUGUCACUCCCAUCCUAUUCAACACAUUGCAUCACGAUGUCAGACUACGAAAAACUCUUUGAGGAGGCCGUUAAGGGUAUCAAAGCUGCCAAGUCAUUCCCCUACGAUAACUAUACCAAUAGGCUCCAUAACAAGGUUCGAGCUAGUCUCGAAUAUUACCCUCAUCUACAACCCUACAUUGACAGGGCUCCUAACUACCCUCCAAAUGACGAUGAUCCUGAUAACAUGAUAAUCGACAUAUUCGAUAUAUGGGACUUAUUUGUCAAGGCCUCAAUUCCCACGAUCAGUAACGGAAUCGCUAAUGUUGAUGAUAAAUACGACCCCAAAGAUUUAAAGCAAUAUGUCAGCGGUGUAAGACAUUAGCACCAUUCCUACAAGGACACAUGCUGUUAAUCAUUCAUGCUAAUAUAGUGGGCUAGGAAAAUGCUGAGGUACGCUACCUUGAGGUCCUUACAAACCUCAUGGGCUUUUGUCUGGGAGAACACAUAAAUCGAGAGCUCGAGUCUCAACAGGCGCCUAACAUGGAGAUACUCUGGAAUGACCUUGGCUUCUCUGAGAACUACAUGAGCCUUCUGACCUCGCAAAGUUUCAUUAACAAUGAGAUAAGGACAGAUAUCAUCAGAUCCGAUCAUCUGUUCAGCAUCGCGUGGCUCAUGAUUGCGGACUAUAUGCAGGACCGGAAUCACGUAUACCGUACCGCACCAACCUCCUCCGGAAUCCAAUUUCAAGACAGGGCAAGUUGCCAAAUAUUGAAUCAAUGGUCUUACACUUUAUGGGAAAUCGAAGGUAAAGGAAAUCCAGCAAAAAUGGACGAAAUUGUCAAGUUCUGUGGCCGACUAGCUACAAUUGGGCUUUGUCCACCUAAUGCCACCACUAACGUGCAGCGACCUGCGAAGACCUGGAUAGUUACAAAGGAAUUCUACGACGUGCAUAUGGGCGUUCAAGCUUUCGACGAUGGUGAUUACAAUACGGAGCUGCAAGAUAGUCUGAACCGACUACAAGACCAAGAAGAUUUAGUAAACGAGUGGAAUUCUUAUUGUCUUGCGCUAACAAACUCUUGGGAGAAGCAAAUCCUUCCCUACUGGAACGUCGGGUUGCACCGAGCUUUUUUAGCUGAAGAAUUUUAUGCUGUCACUUUGUGGCAGCAAGAUGGUAUGUCAUCAUUAUGCAAAGCAGAAAGUUCAGUCAUUACUUGGUCUAACUUUCAAGUAUAGCAUAUUCUAAGGAGUAUAAUGAUUAUUAUGGAUGGGGAAUGGAUUAUCUUCCUGUUAUAUCCCUCAAUGAAGGCGAAUCCCCAAGGAACAUCAUUUUCUCUGGAACUUCGAUUAGCCUUGCCGAUGGAACAGCACGAUCGAUUGAAGCUUUAUCUCCAGGAGAUAGAGUUCUAGUUAACAAUGAUUCCAAGUUCUCCGUCACUGCUUUCCCGACGCCUGUCCGACAGUCUCCUAGGGCAGAUUUAAUUGGUUUUAGUAGGUCACUUCAAAACUAAAAACACCCAGAACUCUUUAAUGACUUAAUAAAAUUUUAGAUGGAGAGGUACCCUGGGCCCUCAGUUCACAGGUGUUCCAUACAACGACAGGGCCUCGAGCGGUCGACCCUGAAGCAGCAGAAAAACUCAACUCGUAUCGUCGCAUUGGCAAACUCGCCGUCGGACAUAUUUUAUUUCGUCUGAAGUCGAAUGACUAUGAAGCUGUUGCAGUUAGAUCAAUUGAGAAAACCAAAAAAUGUCAAGUGGACAGCGUAUUCACCCUUUCUUUACCUGGGAAUGCUCAGACCUACCACGCCAACAGUUAUUUAGUUGACAUGAACUCCGAAUCUCACGCUUUGAAAGAGACCGCAGAGAUGCUUCGCAAAGUCCCAGGGGACAAGAGGCUAGCUCUAUUGUCUCACUUUCAGGAGUUGCGGUCCAUGUUCGGAAAGUUUGAUUCUCAGGCUAUUUACGAACGAUUGAACUGGGAGCUAUUUGGUCAAUACAACUCUCCAGAUGGGCAGAAAUCUUCUUUCUGGAACUCGAAAUAUCCUCUGAAUUAUACAGAAAAUAUCAAAAUGUCCAAAGCUCUAUCAGUUUCCAGAGGUUUUCCUGUUGAUCGUCUCGCUAGAGGAUUCCGUCUCAAAGCUCAUCAUGUUGAUCAACUACCAGCGGGAUAUGAGCUUCCAGAUUUGAGCCUAGUUGAUGGCUAUCUUAUUGUACAGGGAGAAGUGCAAAUCCGAAGCACAUACGAUUCACGAAAGAGGCAAUUUCGAUGGACCAGGGAGUUGAAGCAAACCAACCUUUUUGAACAUGGAGUGUUUGAGAUUUACUCCCGAGCCAUAGCAGGAAAAGGAGUCAUCUACAUAUCAUCUGAAUAUCAGGCUCAGGAAGCUCCUCCACGGGAUAAGGUCCAUUCAUUUGAGGCUAAAGCAUGCAGCCUUGAUCAAUUGACAGGCGGUAAUACAAGUAGGAGUGCAGAUGAGUCAGAUGAUAAUAGCUGGGAGUCGAUUGCAAAAUGGCAAGUUACAAUGGAUCGGAGUGUUUGGCCUCCUGAUACUGAGCGAACUGAACCAGAGGAACCCAUAGAUGGAGGGAUAUUUGAUGAUGGUUUCUGGAACGGUCCUCCAACCGAAGUCCUUUCGAUGAGAGUUACUUUGGUGGAGCAGCUGCGAGAUCAGAUCAAUCAAAAGUUUGGCAAACAGCUUGGCAGCUUCUAUGAUGUCACCAGCAGAUUGAAAGGCGGCGAGACAGUAUUCUCGAUAAAAUUUAAGCGUGCACCUCUUGUUCCUUUUAUCUCUGAUGCUGGCCUCGACAUGAAGAAAACAUUUGGUGUUAGCUUCAAAUCUGACCUGGAUAUUGACAUCACUUUACCAUCGCUCUUCACUGAGAUGAACUUCACGGUGGAUGCUUUUUACGAGAGCUUUACUGGCUAUUUCUUCGAAUACGAUCCCACAAAACGAGGAUACAAAGGAAACCGGUAAGUUUUCACAAUAAUUGGAAAGAAAAUAAUGAACAAACUUAGUUGACUCAGAAACCAGACAUUUAGUUCAAGGAACUAUCAUAGAGUCAGACGCGGUCACUGCUUCUCGCUUAAAGAUUUCUCGUGCGUAUGAAUUAGCCUUGAAGUCUGGGGAAGCUCAACCAUCUGAUGGAAAGCUUCAACCCGCCACGGUGACAGAAAGUCUGUUAGCUCUCAGCGACCCGAGCCUCAAGGAUCUCAUUACUUUUGGCGGAUACCAAGAACAAUCGGUAAGUUGGACUAAUAUUUUCCCCUCGAUUGGCAAUAGGCAAACAAAAACUAACUCCAUAUCAGUUGCACAAUGACUCUCAACUGUUGAUACGAAAUAUGAUGUAUUACCAUAUGGAUGAGGACCAACGGAAAGAUAUCCUAAAAGUACCAAAGCCUUCCGUUCCGAAAGAACUCCCGUUGGCUUUAGCAGAUAAUCUGCCAGCUGAGCUGAAGACAUUUUUCAAAGACAAGUAUGGCCCAGCUUUCAUCUGCCGCUAUGUUGGUCGGACACAGAAAUACAUGAGUUCUUUUACGGACAAGGACAUGAAAAAGCUUUGGUACUGGUGGCAAGGUAAUGGAAAGAACUGUUUGUCGCAAAGUGAAGAAUACAAUGACAUCAACCGCCUUAGUUCGCGAGAGGCAAUGAAAGGGCGAUACCACGACAAUUUGCAGCCAUACCUCGAUAGCGACCCCGAUAACUGGGCUUCGCAGCUUUACGAUAAGAUCACUAAGAAUCACGCUCUGCUGAUCACCUGGGUUCAUUUUCCGAUAGGGGACGAUGUGAGUAUCUCCUCAUUUUAUGAUAUCUGAUGUACUUUCACUUUUUACCACAGAGAACUAAACAAUUGCUUCAGGGUAACAACUUAAUCAACAAGCAGUGCAAUAUUCUAGAUGCUUUGAGUCCGUCUGCAGACUGGUCUCAGCAAUUCUUUAACACUUUCAUGGCUUUUGCGUUGAAUGAAGGUGCAUCGAUUGCAGACAUCGAGCCCGGCGGUGAUGAGGACGCCAAAUACAACUGGCUUUAUGAUUCCAUGAAGGAUCUUAUCGUGGCAAUAAUAAACGACGAUCCUUCCAUCUCCAGCGAUGUGAAAGAGGGAAUUAUGGAGGACAUUAACGACUUCGAGAAACAGAAUAAUUUAAAUCAAGAAGCUGACGCGGAGACAAGAGCAGCUGCACUACUAGAGAAAAGUACUCUAUUCAUGCAGGAGUUAAGUGGAUGGUUCUCCUACAUUGGAAAGGGGCUACAAGCUGCAUUUUCUGGGACUGCAUUAUGGAAAUGGGUCGGCCAAGCCUUUGAUAGAGUCGCUGAGAAGUUUUCAUCAUCGCUUCCUGGGGUCAGCAAGUUGAAAGGUCUUUCAAGCAUAUGCAUGGUAAGUUUUUAUUUCAUUUGCUGUUGUACACUCAAGGACUGAGCUAAUAGAUACAUGAUGAAUAGGUUGGCGUCAGUUUGGCUAUUGCUGCUGUGAGUCUUUGGGGCUUAGUGAACAAUUGGGACAUUCUAUCGGACGAUAAACGAGCAGUUAUUAUUAUCGAGGUAGUCCGAAUGGUGGUUAGCGGUGUCGAUAAGGCGUUGGAUGCCUUCAAAAAAUUCAAGUCAAAGCCAGCCUCUACUCCAGCAGAUGAGGUCAACAUGGAGGCCCUCAGUGCUAGCGUUUCAGAGGAGAUUACUGAGAAAAGCAGUGAAAUGGGGGAUUUAGCUCAAGAGAUCUCAGGCAAGGAGGAUUAUCGUACGGCGAUCGCGGAUGGUAUUCAUGGCGAAGGGGUUCCCACAGAACCUGAAGGCGAAGGAAGCUGGAAUAAAGAUAUUGGAGAUAUCGUUCCCGACGUUCCACCAGGCUAUGAGGAUGUGCCGAAGAAAUUCAAUUUUUCUGGAAAUAUGCUACGAGUUCUCAACGCGAUUCUUGGGGUUGGUUUGGUUGUUGCCAUGUCCUUUGCGUUGGCAACCGACUGGGGCUCUCUAUCUGAGCCUGGAAAGUGGAUAGGAGUGCUCAAUAUCAUCGUUCAAGGCUUGACCGUUUUGCUCGAUAUCAUUGAUGUUGGAGCCGACAUUGGCCUGUGGGCGGUCACUGGUACUUUUAGUGUUGCUUUGCCUAUUCUUGGUGCAGUUCUGGCUGUGGUUGGAGUGAUCCUCAUGGUUGUCCAGCUCUUCAUCAAUCUCUUUAUCAAAGCACAACCACCUCCAGAUCCAAUUGCUAAUUUCAUCGACGAUGUCGGGCAUGAACUCAUAGCCAGCUUCGAUCCUUCCCCUGAGUCUAACCUCAAGUACUCCAUCUCUGCUUCCGAUGUUACUGCAGGCCAAGUGACUACUAUCACCAUCACGGGUAAGAAUGAAUCCUCUGGCGAAGUUACCAUAACAAACGCAGCUAUCACUCUUUACUCUGGCGAUGACGACGUCUGUCUCUUUCGAAAUGGCGCUGACGAUACUGAAAAUAUUAUAUUGGUUCCCGAUACUGAUGCCGACAAAAAUGAAAAUGGACAUACCUUCGUCACUCCCAGCAAAAUUACAAGCGCGCAAUUGCCCAUACCAGCAAGACUGGGGAACGAAUCAAUAUACUACGAAUACGAUCUCCGAGCAGCAGGUCUUCCAAAAGAAACAUCCGGUAGUUUGAACAAUCUUAUUCUACAAGCGGGAGAGUCGUUUCAGUCAAUUUGGACAGCCAGAAUCAAUAACAGAGGUGACGAUAAGGAGAAAUCAACUAGUUGGAUCGAAAUCGUCGAAAAUGGACUGACGGACGCAUGCCAAUCACAGUUUGUAUUGCAGAGGAAUUGAAGUUUUUUUUUUGUUUUUCGAUAUUUCUCCCUACCUGGCAAAAAGUAACUAAUUGGGACGAAAUUGACAGAAUUGUUAUUGUUGGAUAUUGGCCAAUCGCUAUUGUAAUGCAAGUUUGAAGUUUGUUAAUGAGUAUUUUUUUCCUAAAUAGCAACAAUAUGAUGUCAUGCGCUUU